This is a messenger RNA of Pezoporus flaviventris, 2887 nucleotides long. RefSeq names its product coronin 2B (gene CORO2B). The record is from RefSeq and is a predicted model, not a curated record. Gene Ontology annotation, biological process: actin filament organization. The transcript has 12 exons. Bases 373 to 1896 code for a protein of 507 amino acids. Gene Ontology annotation, molecular function: actin filament binding. Lineage: Eukaryota; Metazoa; Chordata; Aves; Psittaciformes; Psittacidae.
CGGCGCGCGGGCUGACAUCACCGCCGCGCGAGCACCGACGGCUGCGGCGGCUCCCCCGGGCGGGCGGUGCCGGGCUCCGGGCCUCGGGCUCCGCGCUCCGGUCCCUGCCCGUGUCCCGCCCCGCUCCCAGCGCAGCGGCUCCCGCUCCCGAGCCGCCUUUUCCUCGUUGUUUUAUACCCGCCCUCCUCCUCCUCCUCCUCCUCCUCCUCCCUCCGCGCCGCGCAUCUCCCGCCGCCCGCGGAGCUCCCCGAGCCCUCCGCCGCCUACCGCAUGACUGUCACCAAGGAUCGAGGAGCACCCACGUUUCUCUGAUCCCUGUGUCCGUUCCUGGGUGUCCGGAGGCACCUCAGCCCGCGAAGCAGAGCAGGGCAGAUGUCAUGGCGCCCGCAGUACCGCAGCUCCAAGUUCCGGAACGUCUACGGGAAGGUGGCGAGCCGGGAGCACUGCUUCGACGGCGUCCCCAUCACCAAGAACGUGCACGACAACCACUUCUGCGCCGUCAACGCCAGCUUCCUCGCCAUCGUGACGGAGAGCGCCGGCGGCGGCUCCUUCCUCGUCAUCCCCAUCGAGCAGACAGGCCGGAUCGAACCGAACUACCCCAAAGUCUGUGGCCACCAGGGCAACGUGCUGGACAUCAAGUGGAAUCCCUUCAUUGAGAACAUCAUCGCGUCAUGCUCCGAAGACACCUCGGUGCGGAUCUGGGAGAUCCCCGAGGGCGGCCUGAAGAGGAACAUGACAGAGGCUGUCCUGGAGCUGUACGGGCACAGCCGGCGCGUUGGCCUCGUGGAGUGGCACCCAACCACCAACAACAUCCUCUUCAGCGCUGGCUAUGACUAUAAGGUCCUCAUCUGGAACCUGGAUGUGGGGGAGCCAGUGAAGAUGAUCGAUUGCCACAAGGACGUCAUCCUCUGCAUGUCCUUCAACACGGACGGCAGCCUCCUGGCCACCACUUGCAAGGACAAGAAGCUGCGGGUGGUGGAGCCACGCUCCGGCAGGGUCCUGCAGGAGGCGAGCUGCAAGAACCACCGCGUGAACCGGGUGGUGUUCCUGGGCAGCACCAAGCGGCUGCUCACCACCGGGGUGUCGCGCUGGAACACGCGGCAGAUCGCGCUCUGGGACCAGGAAGACCUGACCAUGCCCUUGAUAGAGGAAGAGAUUGACGGGCUCUCGGGGCUCCUCUUCCCAUUCUAUGAUGCUGACACUCACAUGCUGUACCUGGCUGGCAAGGGUGACGGGAACAUCCGCUAUUACGAGAUCGGCUCGGAAAAGCCCUACCUGAGCUAUCUCAUGGAGUUUCGCUCCCCAGCCCCACAGAAAGGACUGGGGGUGAUGCCCAAGUACGGGCUGGACGUGUCGGCCUGCGAGGUCUUCAGGUUCUACAAGCUCAUCACGCUCAAGGGGCUGAUCGAGCCCAUCUCCAUGAUCGUGCCGAGGAGGUCAGAGACGUACCAAGAGGACAUCUACCCCAUGACCCCGGGGACGGAGCCAGCCCUCACCCCGGAUGAAUGGCUCAGCGGGGUCAACCGAGGUAAAGCCAUGGAUGCUGUGCUGGGGGGUGACAAGGGAUGCAGGAUGGGACCGCGGCCGCCCCUGACCUCCUUCCCCCCCCCUCUGCUCCACACAGAUCCCAUCCUGAUAUCGCUGAAGGAGGGCUACAAGAAGACAUCCAGCAUCAUCUUUAAGGCCCCGGUGAAGGCGAAGAGGAGCGUCCUUGUGAACGGCAUAGACCUCCUGGAGAACGUGCCGCCGCGGACGGAGAAUGAGCUCCUCCGGAUGUUCUUCCGGCAGCAGGACGAGAUCCGGCGGCUGAAGGAAGAGCUCUCACAGAAGGACAUCCAGGUCCGGCAGCUCCACCUGACCCUCAAGAACCUGCGGAACAACCCCAAGAACAAUUAACUUGCAGGGCUGUUUUCUAAACGAACUGCCUCUGUUUAUACUCGCUCUUUACUCUCCCUGUAUCCACUCACACACCACACGAGCCACAACCAAGUGACCUGCCAAGAGCCCGCAAAGCUAACUGGAAAUAACGUCCUCCUCGUCCCGUCUAGCACUAAAACUGCUUUAACCGAGAGCUACUGCAUGAGAGGCGGCCGGGGGGGGUCCCCGCCAGCCCCCGGGCCAUGAGCUUGGAGUAAGUAGUGGAGCCGCAUCCCCUCCGUCGGGAUGAGGCGGCACGGGGAGGGCGCGAAGCUUCGUUGCUGUGCGUGUGUUUCCUAUGCAAAGACGCGAGGGCGGGCGCAGAACUGGAACAGGGGUGGGAAGGGCUUGGGUCACAAACACAGGGUGGGAUGUGGGGACCCUUCCCAUGGCAGCGGCGGUGGAACAGCUCCAGCACGGCCGGGUUUGGGCAGGAGCAGCCGGUGAGGGUCACAGCCUGCGGAACGGAGUCGCUCCGCACGUGUGCGUGCAUCCAUGCACUGGGUCCUUAACCCCCCCCCCCCCGAGAGGCUGGGUUCCCAAACAGAGAGGGGUUUUGCUCCCUCUGACUCUGCAAAGAGGGACUCAUCGUCCUCCCGUCCGCUGCCAGUGCCAUGGGGAGGGGGACAGAUGUCACCCAGCUCACCCCAGGGGUGAGGGUACCCAAGGGAUGGAUGCAGUGGUGCGGAGCUGUGCGCGGUGGGGUUCAGCACGCCUGUACAAUCAGUGUUUUGUGGAUGAGCACAGGAAUGACACCAAAUACUGCUGGUUUACCUAUAUAUAUAUAUAUAUAUAUUCACUAAACCCAGUUGCUGAACUGCCCAGCACCACCAGUGUGAUGGAUUCUCCUCCCCGUUAACUCACCCUGUGCCCGCACCCGCUGCUCCCCCCUCUUUACAUGUGCUGUCAUUGCCUAUUAUUUAUGCUACCACGGAAUAGUGAUGAAAUAAAAUGUUUUCAAGAUACCAAA